Molecule: messenger RNA, 465 nt
Organism: Nematocida homosporus
Lineage: Eukaryota; Fungi; Microsporidia
Exons: 1
Coding region: 1-465 (154 amino acids)
Biological process (GO): retrograde vesicle-mediated transport, Golgi to endoplasmic reticulum
Molecular function (GO): SNAP receptor activity
Source: RefSeq, a predicted model, not a curated record
AUGCAGGAACAGAGUGCAGGGAAGAUGUUAGAGAGGCUUCAAAAGAUGUCGCCGGUCGAGAUACGUCGAGAGAGAAGCCAGUUCAUUGCUGAGAUAGCUCGGGGACGAUUUAGUGAAUCGGAAAAGCUGACUUUGCGAAUGGAGUUGCAAAAGCGACUCUUAGAGAGCAGAACACAACAGGAACCUACUGGAGAAAUUGGUGCUCUAGCCGGAGCUGAAAAGGCUAUUACGGCCCAAUGUGAAAUGUCAGCAGUGGCAUCACGACGACUGGCCGAAUCGGAUGCCAAGCUUAUGCGCAUCAAAAGCACUCAAGACCGACUGGCGCAAGAGAUGGACAGGGCUGAGAAGACAAUUCAGAAGCGGAAAUCGCGCGAGUUUCGGGAUGACAUUGCCUUUUUAGGGGCCUUAGGACUCUUUUUUGCUGUUUGUAUCUAUGUACUGCUGAGUAGACUGGUUUUGAAAUGA